AUGUAUGCAGAGACUGGGUUAUUGUUUCCCUAUAUGCAGAAUUUCUCUCAAGAUAUUCAACAGCUUGAAGAGUAUUGCAAGUAUCAAAAGACCAAUGCUUCCAUGAGUAACCUACUCCAGACCACCAUAUCAGAAUAUGAUCUAGGAGAUGAAGGAGAUCUGUUCAAAGCUCCUGAACCUAUCAUUGAAGAGCCACUUGUGGGCAUUGAUCCCAUGACGGCAGCCAUUUCCAUGAUCACCUGUGGGCAAGAAGUCAUCACUUCACAGGGACUAAAGGCGGCAGAUAUUGAAUCAAUUCGAAAUGAGCAGCUAUUGAAUGAGGUUUUCUAUGAAUGCAAGAAGGACCUUCUGGAAAAAUCAGCAAUGGAAACGCCAUCACUUGCAGAGCUUCUGGAUAUCAAGAUUCCUAUUGUGAGGACCGAUGAAAACCACAUUCAAGAGAACAAAUUGCUCCCUGAUGCUGCACUAUCAAAAAGUGUCAGCUCAGGAUGUUUGAGUUCAAUGGAGUGGGUGCAUGGUGCUGCAGUGAAGCCAAGUUUUCUGGAUUUUCCAGGAAUUGAUUUUGAAAAUGCUUAUGGGAUGCGAAGAGCCUACAGCGAAGGAGACAUAAAGACUCUUGCUAAUGGUAACAUGAGCCUCAUCCAUUCUCCUCUUGACCGACCAUUGAUUAUCAACAAUUGCUCUGCCGAGGACCGCCGUGAAAAGCUUUCAAGAUACAGGAAUAAGAAGACAAAGAGGAACUUUGGCAGGAAGAUUAAGUAUGCUUGCAGGAAGGCUCUUGCAGACAGUCAACCAAGGAUCCGAGGAAGGUUUGCAAAGACGGAAGAAGGCGAUGUUUCCAAGAGGCAAUACUGA
This is a messenger RNA of Dovyalis caffra, 855 nucleotides long. NCBI's taxonomy places the organism in Eukaryota, Viridiplantae, Streptophyta, Magnoliopsida, Malpighiales, Salicaceae. The record is from the annotation of a GenBank genome assembly.